Messenger RNA from Moneuplotes crassus, 924 nucleotides. The record is from the annotation of a GenBank genome assembly. NCBI's taxonomy places the organism in Eukaryota, Ciliophora, Spirotrichea, Euplotida, Euplotidae.
AUGACUGAGAAGACUUCACAGCAACAUGAGUGAGGAGUGCCCAUUUUCUGUCUUGAUUUCUGCCAGAACCCGGUCAGGCCUUACCUCGCAACAGGAUUUUCUGAUGAAACUGUCAAAAUUUGGAAGCUUAAUGGCUUAGAGACAGACUUUAAGAAACCUUUGGCAACAAUUGAAGGGCUCUCAUUAGGCGCAUCAUGCUUGAAGUUCAAUUCUGAUGGAACAAGACUGGUCAUCACUUCACUUGACAGCAAGAUCAGAGUUUAUGAUAUCCAUGAGGAAGAAGGCGCAAAGGAAGUCUCUUCUCAUGAUAUGGAUGCUAUUUCCUUAUUCAAAUUCGACUAUCAUCCUUCAAGAGAGGAGAUCCUUCAUGGAACUCUUUCACUGAGUUGACUAGGGCUAGAUUCUGAAGCUCCAGCAGAGCUUCAGGAGUUCAGAAAUGACUGACAGUUUAUAAACGUACAAAAGUACAGCAAAAAUGGUGAGCUUUGUGCUUGUGGGGAUAUUGAUGGAGGAAUGCAUUUCUAUAAAUUCACAACUGAAGGAGCCUCCCAUGGAGGAUCAUUUCCUCACCAUGGAAAAGCUAUUAGAGAUAUUGCAUUUUCAAAUGAUAAUAAGCACAUGAUCUCUGUUAGUGAUGACUUACAUAUAAAUUUGACAGAAUUGGAGUCUUAUAAGAUUAUCCUUGCUAUGACUGGGCAUACUAGAGAGGUUCUAUGAUGAGAUUUUCACCCUGAUAACAACCACUUUGCAACAGGCAGCUGUGAUCAAGUAAUCAAGAUUUGGAGCAUUGAAAAACAAAGAUGUGUAACAAGUGUAAUGCUACACGAGAGUAAUGUUACCAGCCUAAGAUUUACUCCUGACGGAUCUUAUCUUGUCUCUGGCGAUGAUGAAGGAAAUCUUGUUGUAUAUAAGGUUCAAAUAUAG